GGAAUGCUGGCACAAGGACCCGCUCAAGCGGCCCACGUUCGAGACGCUGCAGUGGAAGCUGGAGGACUUCUUCACCAUGGACAACUCCGAGUACAAGGAGGCCUCCGCCUACUGAGCCCGGCCCUCCCUGCCGCCCCACCGCCACGCACACUCGCAUCACACUCCAGGCCUGUACCACAUGCCGCCGGAGCUGCAAAUGCUCCACAGCAGCGCAUCCAUGCAGCAUCUGCAGAUGCACCAGCUGGCGCACCAGCCUGGCCUGCCGCACCACCCGGGCCUGGCGCACGCCGCGAGCAUGAGCCAUACGGCUAGCCUGGGCCAUGCGGCUGGUAUAGGCCACGCGGCCGGUAUCCACGCAGCUGGUAUAGGCCACGCGGCCGGUAGCCAUGUGGCCGGUAUAGGCCACGCGGCAAGCAUAGGCCACGCAGCGAGGCCGGCGCCCAAGCGGCCGCUGUGCCACCACCACGCGCCGCGCCACGGCACGCUGGCACACACCUACCGUGCGCCCUAGCGCCCCCGGGUAUAUGACGCACGCCACUCGACACACGACCUGACACGCUUAACACCUUCUGACGACACCACACAUCUGUAUUUGAUGACGUCACGUCACUGUCGACGUGUAAUGUCAGCUUGUUACUAAUAAUAUUUAUUUUCAAAUUAACUGUGUUUACAUCCCUUUUGGAAACUUUUAUGAACACGAUUGUUGAAUGGGAAAUAUAGUUUGCUUCAAAACUAAAUCGAUGUACAUAGUCGCACAUGUGUAUGCGAGAUCGAUAUUUGUAAUAACAUCUCAGCUUGUUUGAAGCAAACUAUACCUAAAAUAAGGUUUUGAUAAUGGAUUUAUUUCGUAUUUAAGUUAUUUUCUUGAAAAAAGUGUCAUGUACCCAAGUCUCUAGUCUCAACGCUUACAACCGCUUACACAGCCCGGGAGCCGCCGGCGGACCGGCGACCGCGACUUAACGCUCAAGGGAGGGAUAUUCAAGUUACGAUUUACCCUAGGAUCUGAAUUCUUUCAUUUUUACUAUAGUGAAUCAAGUUGGUGUACUUCGUAUAGUAAUAACUGACGCCCUACUGCGAAGUGAAAUUCGAAACGUUCGAAUAUUCUCUGAAUCUGCAACCGUCGCUUCGCGGCAGGGCAACUUUUUGGAAUAGUACUCAGAUGGAAGUCGCAAACGGAAAUUUACAUUCCCGUCGUAGUAAAAAUAAUUAUGCUUUCUGUGUGUAUAUGAGUAUCGGGACAUGGUCGUGACACAAAGAGUUUGCGGCUUCCCACGGCUACGUAGACGUAAUAUUUUCACCGAUAAUAAGUUUAGUUACUGUUAAGACAGUCUACGAUUUCUCUAAAUGUAUUUAGCGUACCAUAGGUUAACUUACAGUUCGAGUGUUGAAUAAGCCUCUUUACUAGAUGUUCGUCGGUAUAAUAUAAACGGUUCGCUUUCGAUGUUGCACCGCUUCGGUAUCAUGAAUCGGCAUUAUUUACGUACAGUAUAGUUCAGUUGAAUACGCCUGGAUGUCGUUGGUUGCGCGCCGGCCGCGUGUCAAGUGUCGGGCGCCGCGUGUGCGUGAAGGAGGAACUCUAGGAUCGGCAGGGAAUCGUGCUCAGACACGAUCAUGAAUGAUUACGUUUCGAAGAGGUAUUAAUCGAUUAGGUAUCUCACUUUCGUAUACCAUGUUUAAAGUAGAAUAUCUUGGUGAUAGAUGCCAAAUAAACCUAAUAAAGAACUGAAUUUUAUAUACAUAUUAACUGUUCUGAGGGUAUUUAGACGUUAGGCUUUUAUUUAUGUAAUUUAAAACGCGGUGAGCUUUUUUUAUCACCGUACGGAUCUAAAAGCGCAUCCGCAUUAUUUAUUUAGUGUUUAAAGUGUAUCUCGUGUAUUGGGCUCCCGUUCAAACCGUCUCGUGCUCAACUUCAUAAGUUCCGUAUGUCCUGUAUGAACCAAACUGAUAUUUCAUUUGUGCCAAGACUUUUAGUUUAAGCGAAAGUUUAGUGUUGCCACAUAUUAUAAAUCAGUUAUGGUUUACCCGAUAAUUGUAUGUAUUCCUUACGAGUAAGUAAGACGCGAUUGGCCUAAGUAAAUUAGUAUUUUUCAAUGUGUAGGUUUUGUAUCCUAACGUUUUAGAGUUAAUAAGUGUAUGUAUUUGUACUGGAUUUUUCGAUGCACCGUUGAGGUCGUAAAAACAUUAUCAUUUGUUAAAAUUGCACCUUAUUCGGAAGGCGGCAAAGUGCAAUAUUUAUGUUCAAACAAACCCGGUGCUUACUAUAUUAACUACUAUAUGUGACGAGAGUUGUAUGGACUCGCGCGUUACUUUUAUCACAUCCUCAGAACAUUUAACAAAAUAACUAUUUAAAUCGAAUGAAAGUAUGAUGAUUAUUAUAUUACCAAUUAUUUUAUAACAGCGAGAACUGUUUAACUUGUAAAUUGGUCUUCUCACAUUCACAUGUAAAUAGUGCAGAAUCUAGAAUUGGUUAUGAGUGAUAUUAGGGUGUUGAUAUAUGUUCAAACAGUAUAGCAGUUUCGUAGUCCGCUCUUGACUCGAUCAUUCCAUUCGGAACGCAAUAUGUUGAAAGUUGUGACAUACACUGGACGCGUAUGUAAUGUAUCUAAAUUUCGAUAUCAAACAAAAUGCAACUAUGUCGCACAAAAGUAUUCAUUUAAAUCUAAUCAUAAGGUGCCUAAGUAUUUGCAUUUUUACGUCACAAAGUAUUACAAUGGUCUCUCAACGAGUAGAGUUCAUGUCAUUUAAGUGCUGGAAUUUUUUCGGUGAUUUGCGGAGAACGUAAUCGAAUGUUUUUGAUAUUGUUGGCUUCCUUGGUACGUUUCAUUUCGAUCUCUCUCUAAGCCACCGCAUCGAUAUGGACUACUACUCGUCAACAGACCACAUAAUCAAUGCACUGUGGAUAGAGCACGAUAUGUUAUGUAUAGGUAUGAAAGUUAUUAAAUUAUCCUGGAUUUAUAAAUUACUCGGUAUAAUAUUCGGACUUGAAAGAAUCGACUAAUGUAUCAAAGAUGGAUUGGGAAUGAUAGUUGUUUCACGACAUAAGACAUAUUCCAACUGGUUUAUUUACUCCUGUGUAUUGUAUAAUUUAUUUUUAAUUUAAUUAAGUUGUAGCUGUAUAAAUACGCUUUAGGCUUACGCUUUAUCGGAAUGGCUAAGUUCGCUACGUCUAUCUUACACGGCAAUAUUACAAUUAUAUUUGAUUUUAUUAGUUAGCCAAUUUUAAAUAUUUUUCGUAAUAUAAUAUCGCCAUCACAAUAAUAAAAUAAAAUGAAAAUCGAUAAGACGCUUAGUGUAAGAUGUGAAAAUGUGUGUUAGAUAUUUUUAACUAGAUUUAUUUAGUAAUUGUUGCUGUGUUACUCGACAUCCACACACGGUAUGCAGUUCUGUACAGCUGUACAAAGUUCGCGUCGCGAUUGUAGGUGAAGUCAAAAAUUCAACUUCGACUGAUGUUAGUUGAUACUGUUUGACAUGAAUGAUAAGGUCUUAUUACCUCCGAGUAUCAAUUAAAUCUAUGUUAAGUUCUCUUGCUCCGGUAUCACACUGUCAUAAAGUACUAUCGGUACCUAUCGCUCCACAACCCUCAUUCGUUCGCAACCAUUCAUUUGAUCUCCCAUUCAUCAUCGGAUAUUACAAAUCUGUGUAUGACAGUGUAAUACCGGUAUGGUUAUUAUUAUGACUAUUAUAUUUCACUUAUUUGUAUAGAUUUUUUUAACACAACAAUAAAUAUAAAUGUGAGAUA
Molecule: messenger RNA, 3739 nt
Organism: Ostrinia nubilalis (European corn borer)
Lineage: Eukaryota; Metazoa; Arthropoda; Insecta; Lepidoptera; Crambidae
Product: histidine-rich protein PFHRP-II-like
Exons: 2
Coding region: 179-511 (110 amino acids)
Source: RefSeq, a predicted model, not a curated record